This is a messenger RNA of Microsporum canis CBS 113480, 2013 nucleotides long. RefSeq names its product puf family RNA-binding protein. Gene Ontology annotation, cellular component: nucleolus. Gene Ontology annotation, biological process: regulation of translation. The record is from RefSeq and is a predicted model, not a curated record. The coding region runs from base 1 to 2013 and encodes 670 amino acids. Gene Ontology annotation, molecular function: mRNA binding. Lineage: Eukaryota; Fungi; Ascomycota; Eurotiomycetes; Onygenales; Arthrodermataceae. The transcript has 2 exons.
AUGGCGGGAAUAAAACGCAGAGCUGAUGCUACGGAAGCCUCCAAUAGCAAAAGGACCAAGUCGAAGUCCUCGCCAAAGUCGGUGGAAGCCAAGGGAAAGUUGAAAACAGGCCAUACAUCUAAAGAUUCGAGAAUUACCGAGCUGGACAGCGAUGAAGAUAUGAUAGAUGACGAUGGGGAGGAGGAUGAAGUAGAUGAAGAAGAGGAAGAAGACAGUGAGGACGAGGACGAGGAAUUGAGCAAUGAGUCGGAUCUCGACCACUCAAAGAAAGAGAAUAACGCGAACGGCAAUUCAGAAAAUAGUAUAAAACCACACACUCUCUACGAUACCACAUCUAGAGAAUCUCACGCAAAGCAAAAAGCACUUGCACUAGAGCGCAAAGCCGCGAGACCCAAUGCCGAUGCCAUUGCGCGCACAAAGAAGAUCUGGGAGAGACUACGACGGAAAUCUCAUGUCCCCCGGGAGGAGCGAAAGAAGCUGGUUACUGAAUUAUACGCCAUCAUAACAGGCCGUGUGAAGGACUUUGUUUUCAAACAUGAUUCUGUCCGAGUUAUACAGACGGCUCUGAAGUAUGCGAAUCUGGAACAGCGAAAGAACAUUGCGGUAGAAUUGAAAGGCGACUACCGGAGCCUGGCAGAGAGCAAGUACGCAAAGUUCCUGCUUGGAAAGUUGUUGGUGCAUGGCGAUGCGGAAAUACGGGAUCUGAUCAUUCCAGAGUUCUAUGGCCAUGUGAAGAGGCUCAUUCGGCAUCCCGAAGCCUCAUGGAUCUUGGACGAUAUCUACCGGACCGUGGCCACUCCCAUGCAGAAGUACAGGCUGUUGCGAGAAUGGUACGGCAUGGAAUUUACCCUUAUGAAAAAUGAGACGAGUGAUGAGAUUCUAGCACUACCUGAGAUACUGGAAAAGAGCCCGGAGAAGCGUGCGCCUAUCAUGCAGCAUCUCCACGGGAUGAUCAACCAACUUAUUCAGAAGAAGACUACGGGUUUCACAAUGCUCCAUGAUGCGAUGUUGCAGUACUUCCUGAGCACGAAGCCCGGGAGCACUGAGGCGAAUGAGUUUAUCGAGUUGCUCAAGGGAGAUGAGGACGGAGACCUGGCGAAGAAUCUAGCCUUCACCAAGUCCGGCGCAAGACUCAUGUGCCUAGCAUUGGCAUACUCGAAUGCCAAAGACCGAAAGCUGCUGCUCCGAAUGUACCGUGACACCGUGAAGCUGAUGUCUGGAGACGUCCACGGCCACGCCGUGCUCCUGGUCGCGUAUGAAGUCGUGGACGACACGAAGCUGACCCAGAAGCUACUACUGGCCGAGCUGCUUAGCCAGGACGACCUUGUUCCGCGGGCCAACGACCAACUGGCUCGCAUUCCGUUACUGUAUCCAUUUGCUGGUAAGAAGAACGGAUGGCUCAUCACCGAUACAGACCGCCAGAUCCUGGAUGAAGUCUUUGAGAUUAGAUCACAGACCUCCAAGAAGGACCCUGACGUCCGACGACGCGAGCUCAUCGCUGCGGCGUCCCCAGCUCUACUGGAAUGCAUUGUCUCCAACGCCGCAGCCUUGGCAGAAACCAGCUUUGGAGCUCGGUUCAUUACAGAGGUACUUUUCGACAGCACCGGAGACAAGGCCGCUGCCCUCGAGUCCGUUGCAGCACUGGCAGACUCCGAGGGCGACGUCCUCAAGUCUCCAAACGCUGGUCGAAUGCUGAAGGCUCUCAUCCAGGGCGGACGAUUCAACAAUGCUACAAAGAAGGUAGAGCCGGUGCAGCCUCCGCUCAACUUCGACUCCCUCCUCUACAGCCACAUAAAGGAUAACAUCAAGUCAUGGGCUACCGAGUGGAAUCCGUUCGUUGUUGUUGCCCUGCUGGAGUCCGAGAGCUUCGACAAGAGAGACGAGCUCAUAUCGACCCUGAAGACGAGCAAGAACCAGCUGACGGAGCUGUCGAAGAAGUCCAAGGGAGAGGGAGAAGAGAAGCGCGACCCGGCAAGCAGCGCUGCAAAGCUGCUCCUGGAAAUGAUUGCGUGA